AGAAGAAGAGGAGGCGGCGGCAGAAGGGAGGCUCUCAAGCAGACAGUAGUAAACUGAAGGGACAGGGCGGCAGAAAGGAAACAGAGCUAGCGCGCUGCCAAAGGGCCGGGCCAGAGGCAGGGCAGAAGGGGUGGCAGACGGAAAGAGAGGCAACGGAGGCAAGGGAGGAAGCCGUCUAGAGGCAGAAGAAGAAGAGGAAUUGCGAGGGAAACUAGCAAAGGAAGGAAGGCAGCUCUGAGGGGGGGACGGAGGCAGAGCGAAAGGACAGGACACGAGCGGAAGAGACAACAGCCGCUACCUAGAGAGAAGUUCCAAGGAAGGGUUGAGGAAGUGGGGGGAAGGCAGCGGGAAGAGACAUGCGGCAGAGGAAGUGAAAGGAUAGGGAAGGACUCGCAGCUAGGCUGCGUCAAGGGACCAAGAGAGCGAGGUGCCCCGGUAACAGCUCUCCAGCCCAGGAGGCGACAGCAGCAGCAGCAGGAGGAGGAGGAGGUGGAGGAGGAGGAAGAGUAGACCAUGCCUUCCAGGAAAACAGGCGUAUUGUAACAGCACCCUUAUCUGCAGGCAAAGCAGCCCCCGAACUAGAUCAAGAAGCUGGGGGGAAGCAUACCCAGCCUGUCCAAUUCAAGGUUGAUGACAAUGAUCUGUCAAACUCUGUAGAGGAACAGCAUGGAGAUUGGCACUCUGAACUGUUAAUGGGGUCAUGGGACUCAUGUUGUCAUUGAUCACUUGUGUGGAUUUAACCAGUGAGGACCAUCAGCGACUGAUAGAAAGGCAUCAAGAAUUAACGCAGCACUGAAGGUCAUCAAAUCUUGUUCUAUUAAUUUCUAUCUGGGAGAAUGUCUGAGCAAGGUAAAACAGAGGAAGCUGGAAACGAACAAGACUCAGCCAUCUCCCAACAAGAGAACUGUAUCCUUAAUAAAACUGAAAGCCCAGAGGCAGAUGAAAAAGAGGAAAAUGGCAAAUCAGACCAGAAACGAGGUGCUAACCAGAACCAGCAGAAAAAGAGACCCAAGUCAGGAGGCAAGGGAAAACUGGUCCGAAGUCUUGCUGUAUGUGAAGAAUCAUACCCUCGUCUGGAAACAGAGAAUGACAAUCAGGAAUCAAUACAACUACAGCUUUCAAGUUUCCCCAGCCUACAAGAAGAGGAUAAAUCUAGUAAAGAUGACUCUGAGAAAGAAAAAGAAAAGGAUAAAAACAAAGAAAAAGAUAGAAACAGUGAAAAACCCAAGAUAAGAAUGUUAUCAAAAGACUGCAGCCAAGAAUACACAGACUCAACAGGCAUAGAUUUGCAUGAAUUUCUGGUUAACACAUUAAAGAAUAAUCCUAGGGACAGAAUGAUACUGUUAAAAAUGGAGCAGGAAAUUAUUGAUUUUAUUAGUGACAACAGUAAUCAUUAUAAAAAGUUCCCCCAGAUGUCAUCAUAUCAGCGAAUGCUAGUGCACAGAGUGGCAGCUUACUUUGGCAUGGAUCACAACGUGGAUCAGACUGGGAAAUCUGUAAUUAUCAACAAGACCAACAAUAUGAGAAUACCAGAGCAAAGGUUUUCUGAACAUUUAAAAGAUGAAAAAGGUGAAGAAUCCCAGAAGCGAUUUAUCUUGAAGCGAGAUAACUCUAGUAUUGAUAAAGAAGACAAUCAGCAAAACAGAAUUCAUCCAUUUAGCGAUGACAGACGAAGUAAAUCAAUUGAAGAGAGAGAAGAGGAGUAUCAGAGGGUGAGGGAGAGAAUAUUUGCACAAGAUUCAGUUUGCUCCCAAGAAAAUCUUUUUGUGGAUAACAGGCUCUUAGAGGAUACCGUAUGCAAUGAAACCCUUAAGAAAAGACAGCUUUUCAGGGGUAACAGAGAUAGUACAGGGAAGGCAUCUGGCAGUCGGCAAAGCAGUACAGAUAAUGAACUGAAGUGGACAGAUCACCAGAGGCCGUGGAGCAGCACAGACUCGGACAGUUCCAAUCGCAAUUUGAAGCCAGCCAUAACAAAGACAGCAAGUUUUGGUGGAAUAACUGUUCUGACAAGAGGAGAUAGCUCAUCAAGUAACAGGAGUACCGGCAAACUGUCUAAAACAGGUAGUUCAGAGUCUUCCAGCAGUGCUGGAUCCUCAGGAUCUCUGUCACGAACACAUCAACCUCUUCAAAGUGCACCCAUUGUUCCUGGAGUUACAGCCACAUCUUCGAGCAGUGUUUCCUAUACUGAGAAUGGGAUAGGUGGCCAGGUAGUACCAAGUAGCACCAGCUAUAUCAUACUUCCACUUGAAGCUACAGGGAUACCACCAGGAAGUAUCCUCCUCAAUCCACAUACAGGUCAACCAUUUGUAAACCCUGAUGGUACGCCUGCAAUAUAUAAUCCACCCAGCAGUCAGCAACCAAUUAGGAGCCAGAUAGUUGGACAGUCUCAGCAACCGCCUUCAUCCCAGCAACCACAGCAACAAAUUUCAAGUCACCUUGUCACACAGCCAGUUCAGGCUCUACAGUCCUCUUCUCAAUCAGUACAGUAUCCAACCGUUUCCUACCCUCCUCAGCAUCUUCUGGCAGUGUCUCCAACACAGCAGUUUCCUGUGCGAGAUGACAUGACAACACAGUUUAGCCAGAUGAGUUUAAGUCGUCAGUCAUCAGGAGACAACCCUGAUUCGCCUUCUGGUCCUGUCUACCCAUCACCUAUUAUACAACAGUCUUCCCCACAGACUGGUUAUGUCAUGGCACCCACAAGCCAGCAACUCCCCACUGGAGGUUUUACAAGUUCAGUCCCAUCGGUAUCCCAACAAGUACUGCAAGCCCCACCUCCACCGCAAGGUUAUGUUCAGCAACCACCACCUGCUCAGAUGCCUGUGUAUUAUUACCCAUCUGGUCAAUACCCUACCUCAGCAACUCAACAGUACAGACCCAUGGCCUCUGUUCAAUACAAUACACAACGGAGUCCACAAAUACCACAGACUGCACAGCAAGCAGGUUACCAGUCUGUCUUGCCUAAUCAACAAGGGUUCCAAGGACUCAUGGGAAUGCUACAGCCUCCCCAAAGUCAGAACCUAAUGAAUAAUCAACAGGGAAAUCAGGUGCAAGGCAUGAUGGUUCAGUACCCCGCCAUAUCGUCGUAUCAGGUGCCAAUGACCCAGGGUUCUCAAGGACUGCCACAGCAGUCAUAUCAACAGCCAAUCAUGCUACCUAAUCAAUCAGGUCAAGGAACACUUACAGCCACUGGAAUGCCCGUUUACUGUAAUGUCAUACCUCCUUCUCCGCAGAAUAAUCUCCGGUUGAUUGCCCCACACUGUCCCUCUAAUAAUGUUCCAGUUAUCUCUGCGAACUGCAGAACAAACUGUGCAAAUAUGAACAACACUGGAUGGCAGGUCAAGUACUGAAACUGUGAAAUCUUAGUACCAAUAUCUAAAGGUAGCUGUGCAUUUUUUAUGACAACUAUCUCAUGGCCUUCAAAUAAAAUGAGGAACACAACAAGAGUAAUUGGUUGAGGGCAUAGAGUCAGUGCUGCUGGAUAUAUGUAAAAACAACAACAACAAAAUGUAAUAAGUUGUUUGCUGGUUAAUGGUGCAUAUUUUUGUCAUGUCUGCUAGGUAUGCCUUUAUAGCUUAGCUAGUGACAUGAAAUCAUUGAGGUAAGAUUUUUUCCUACCACUGAACACCACUGUGUAGAUUAUAAUAUCCCUAAUUCAAAUUAGUUUUGUACUUUGUGUUGAGUUUGUGAAGCGAAAAGUAUUUAAAAAUAUAUAAUAAAACCACAUUGUACCAAAGUUGUAAUGGACAUUUUUAAAAAAAUAAUGAAUGGAAGGAAUAAUUUAUAUACA
This is a messenger RNA of Rhineura floridana, 3787 nucleotides long. It is a transcript of the gene ARPP21, whose product is annotated as cAMP regulated phosphoprotein 21. NCBI's taxonomy places the organism in Eukaryota, Metazoa, Chordata, Lepidosauria, Squamata, Rhineuridae. The transcript has 21 exons. The coding region runs from base 837 to 3347 and encodes 836 amino acids. Gene Ontology annotation, cellular component: cytoplasm. Gene Ontology annotation, molecular function: nucleic acid binding. The record is from RefSeq and is a predicted model, not a curated record.